Messenger RNA from Vigna umbellata (rice bean), 1936 nucleotides. The record is from RefSeq and is a predicted model, not a curated record. NCBI's taxonomy places the organism in Eukaryota, Viridiplantae, Streptophyta, Magnoliopsida, Fabales, Fabaceae.
CCAUUUUGUUGCUUCAUGAAUUACUUUCAACACUUGCUUGUCUAUUGUUGCUUAUUAUUUUUAUGCUUGAAGGUCAGUGAAGCUAGAAGCAUGGAUAGGGAUACUGUGGAGAGUGGAUUAACAUUUGCGGGUUUUGUGGUAUUUAAUUGUCCCAUAAGAUCAGAUUCAGCCACUGUUUUAUCUGAAUUAAAAGAAUCUUCACAUGACUUGGUGAUGAUUACCGGUGACCAAGCUUUGACAGCUUGUCAUGUUGCUAGCCAAGUUCAUAUUAUAUCAAAGCCCACAUUAAUCCUUGGACCAGCACGAAAUGGUGAGGGAUAUAAUUGGAUGUCGCCUGAUGAGACUGAAAACAUUCGCUACAGUGAGAAAGAGGUUGAAUCUUUAUCAGAGACCCAUGAUCUCUGUAUUGGUGGUGAUUGUAUUGAGAUGUUACAACAGACAUCAGCUCAUCUGGUGGUCAUUCCUCAUGUGAAGGUUUUUGCCAGGGUUGCUCCCGAACAAAAAGAACUUAUCAUGACCACUUUCAAAACAGUUGGACGGUUAACUUUGAUGUGUGGGGAUGGAACCAAUGAUGUUGGGGCUUUGAAGCAGGCCCAUGUAGGAAUCGCUCUUCUAAAUGCAAUUCCUCCAACUCAAAGUGGAAACUCCUCUUCGGAUUCGUCUAAAGAAGAAGGUUCAAAAUCUGCUAAGCAAAAGAAAUCUAAGUCUGCACUGGACACAUCUGGAAAGAGUGCCGGUGAAGGCACUUCCAAAGGCAAAGUUGCUUCAAAAUCAGAUUCCAGUAGCCACUCUUCUGGUAACCGUCAUCAAGCAGCUGUUGAGAUGCAACGACAGAAGCUUAAGAAGAUGAUUGACGAGCUUAAUGAGGAAGGAGAUGGUCGUGCACCCAUUGUGAAGCUUGGUGAUGCCUCAAUGGCAUCUCCAUUCACUGCUAAGCAUGCAUCUGUUGCUCCUACCACUGACAUAAUUCGCCAAGGUCGGAGUACUCUAGUUACUACCCUCCAGAUGUUCAAAAUUCUGGGUCUCAAUUGUCUUGCUACUGCAUAUGUGUUGAGUGUUAUGUAUCUGGAUGGUGUGAAGCUAGGUGACGUACAAGCUACAAUAAGUGGAGUAUUCACUGCUGCAUUUUUCCUCUUCAUCUCACAUGCACGUCCUCUUCCAAGUCUUUCUGCUGAACGUCCUCACCCCAACAUCUUCUGUGCUUAUGUUUUCCUUUCCCUUUUGGGGCAAUUUUCUAUUCACCUGCUUUUCCUGAUUUCAUCUGUGAAAGAAGCUGAAAAAUACAUGCCAGAUGAAUGCAUUGAACCUGAUGCAGAUUUUCAUCCUAACCUGGUGAAUACUGUUUCGUAUAUGGUGAGCAUGAUGCUUCAGGUGGCGACAUUCGCUGUGAACUAUAUGGGCCAUCCGUUCAACCAGAGUAUUUCUGAAAACAGACCGUUCCGGUAUGCACUUGUGGCUGCUGUUAUUUUCUUUACCGUGAUUACAUCUGAUCUGUUCAGGGAGUUGAAUGACUGGUUGAAGUUAGUGCCAUUGCCAGUGGGAUUAAGGGAUAAACUAUUGAUAUGGGCGUUUCUAAUGUUUUUGGUUUGCUAUUCGUGGGAGAGGCUAUUGAGAUGGGCCUUCCCUGGUAAGAUCCCGGCUUGGAAGCGGCGACAACGGCUUGCUGUAUCUAAUUUAGAUAAGAAACAGGUCUAAGUAGUUGACCAAGACAAACACUGACGAUGAUGAGACUGCAUGAAUUUUGCAAUAGGGUUUUUUUUUUAUCAUUUCUCUUUCUAGCUCUUUUUCCCAACAAUCAAUGAGGAAUUUAUCGGAUGUCAAAUUGUUUUUGGGAGAAUGGUAUGAAUUUUAGGACACGUGCCCUCCCUUCUAUCUUUGUUAAUGAUUUUGUUAGCACACCACUUUUUAAUUAUUUUAAUGCUACCAUUCAUUAUAC